Sabethes cyaneus is the source of this 1480-nucleotide messenger RNA. Its product is annotated as probable trafficking protein particle complex subunit 13 homolog. Bases 104 to 1378 code for a protein of 424 amino acids. The transcript is spliced from 4 exons. The record is from RefSeq and is a predicted model, not a curated record. NCBI's taxonomy places the organism in Eukaryota, Metazoa, Arthropoda, Insecta, Diptera, Culicidae. Gene Ontology annotation, cellular component: TRAPPIII protein complex.
AUUGAAUGAAAAUAGUAAUUGUAGAGGCAGAACAAUAACUGAUCGUGAUAAUCUGCAAUAGUUUUUAAUAAACACAACUCUUAUCUACUGGAAAACACUAACCAUGGCUGAUACCUCUGAUCAUUUACUUGCGUUAAAAGUGAUGCGUCUUACUCGUCCAACCUUGGUGAGUUCCCAGAUUGUUACGGCAGAAAGCAAGGAUCUACCGCAAAAUACUUUUGAAAAAAUCCUUCAAGCAACUGCCACAACCGUGCAGGGCAGUGAAACGCUAGCAGCUGGGCAGUUUAUGCUGCUGCCACAAAGUUUCGGAAACAUCUAUCUGGGAGAGACAUUCUCCAGCUACGUCUGCGUACACAACUGUCGUGCCCAUCCCGUUAACAAUGUCUCUGUUAAAGCCGACUUACAAUCUAGCAACGCCAGGAUUAGCUUACCGAUCCAUGUGGACAAGCAGGGACCGGUGACACUGCAUCCCGACGAGACGCUCGAUGACGUGAUUCAUCACGAAGUAAAAGAGAUCGGAACGCAUAUAUUGGUAUGCCAGGUAUCUUACAUGACACCGGCCGGAUUAGAAGCUUCUUUCCGAAAGUUUUUUAAAUUUCAAGUCGUUAAACCAUUGGACGUUAAGACUAAGUUUUACAAUGCGGAAACCGACGAGGUCUACUUAGAGGCGCAGAUUCAAAACAUUACGGUAGGGCCAAUCUGUCUGGAAAAGGUUGAACUAGAAAGUUCAGAACAGUAUACAGUGGUAUCACUGAAUAAUUUACCUUCCGGUGAAUCGGUAUUUUCGCAGCGAACUAUGCUGCAGCCGGAAAAUAGCUGUCAGUUUCUGUACUGCAUCAAGCCUAUACCGGAGAUUAUGAACGAUCCAAAGGCGUUAAAGGCCGCCAACAAUAUCGGUAAGCUGGAUAUAGUUUGGCGUUCGAAUCUGGGUGAACGUGGCCGAUUGCAAACGAGUCAACUGCAGAGAAGUCCCAUUGAAUACGGAGAUUUGCGAUUGACCGUUAUUGAGGCUAAGAGUACGGUCAAAAUAAGCGAAGGGUUUGACUUUACAUGCCGAGUUACGAACACUAGCGAUCGUUCGAUGGAUUUAGUAAUGAAUUUAAAUACGAAAGCCAAGGUGGGAUGCGGUUACACUGGUUUCACGGAAAUAAGUCUAGGUAACCUGGAACCGGGCAAAUUUACUGAUUUCAAAUUGACCGUCUGUCCUGUACGACUGGGAUUGAUAACUAUCACUAAUCUGCAACUAACGGAUGUUUUUAUGAAGCGAAAAUACGAGUUUGAUGAUUUUGUACAGGUGUUUGUGGUGGAUGAAGAUUACCGCGAGGAUGAUUUUCAACUAGACAAAUACGUCCGCUAUAACGUUCCACAGUCAGUAUAGAUACCACAUAGGUUGAAUCAAGUUGUUCCAAAAGAAUUUUUUUUUAUUUAUGCACUUACUUGUGUACGAGCACACUAAACUAAGGAAAUAUAUUCAUUUAGC